CCUGCUUUGGUCGAUCGCUGUUUCCUUCCCAAUUCCAACUCGUCGAGGGAAUGCCGAAGCUUCGCCGAGAACCCUAGAAUACCUCUCCCCCGUCUCCGUCACCAUUUCCUGCUCAAAUCAUCUUCCGCGCCAUCGAUUCUACUAGGGUUCCAUCAAGUUGCAGUUUGUUUCGGAUCUUCUUCGAGAAAAGUUGCGGUUUUGUUGGAGGGGGGAUUGCUGUCGUCGCCACUGUUCUAUAGAAUGCCGCCGUUUCUUUCAUCCUCCAGGGCGCUUGCCUUGAUUUUGUCAACCAGAAAUCGAUCUCUGGAUCUGGGUGCAGGAAUGAGAAGGCUGGGAAAGCACCCUGUGGUCAGGAGGAGGUCGGAGAGAUUUGCUCAGACUCGAAGUUUGGCUAAUAUCGCUCCUUGUGGGAAACCGUGCAUCGGGAAAUUCUUUCGUUCCGGCAAAGAGCUCGAUCCCUCCGUUGGAAACUUGCAUCGUUACGAUCAGGGGAGGUGGUUUUUGGGUUGCGGGGAUGGCGAAGAGGGAUCGGUUCUGUCGAAGAUCUACGAGGAACGGCGUGUGAUCGGGUAUUCGCCAGAACAGUUAUUUGCUGUGGUUGCAGCGGUUGAUCUGUAUGAGGGAUUUGUGCCAUGGUGCCAACGGUCUAGGGUUAUUAAGCGAAAUAGUGAUGGAUCAUUUGAUGCUGAGCUAGAGAUUGGCUUUAAGUUCCUAGUCGAAAGUUAUGUAUCUCAUGUAGAAUUGGAGAAACCAAAGCGUAUAAAGACCACUGCUUCAGAAAGUGCACUUUUUGACCAUUUGAUUAACAUUUGGGAGUUCAAUCCUGGUCCGGUCCCUGGAACUUGUGACGUUUAUUUCUUGGUGGACUUCAAAUUCAACUCACCACUUUAUCGCCAGGUGGCAUCAAUGUUUUUCAAAGAGGUAGUUUCCAGGCUAGUCACUUCUUUCACAGAUCGAUGCCGUCAAAUAUAUGGUCCUGCCGUCCAAGUGUUCGAAGAUUCUUAUCAACAAAGCCGAUGAACCAGACAUCUAUAGAUAACUGCUUUCGACCUUUGGCACGGUCAAUUUCUCUAUCAUUUCCCCCAUUCUUUCCUCGGCCGGUGAAAAUUUCUCGAGCGAGGUGUAUUUUAUCGUCGGAGAGGCCUUCAAAGAUUUUACCAGCAUAAAUUGUCAUUUGGAUCAGAAAUUCAGCAUGAAAUUUGAUUUUGAGAAGAAUGAAUUGUAACAGAGGACGUUGGAGCACCUCAUGAAGUUUCUUACAAAUUGUCGAGCAAAUAUUCAUUUAAAUAACUGAAGUUUGAUUUGUUUAGCCUAGAUA
Zingiber officinale is the source of this 1318-nucleotide messenger RNA. Its product is annotated as coenzyme Q-binding protein COQ10 homolog, mitochondrial-like. The transcript is spliced from 4 exons. Gene Ontology annotation, biological process: cellular respiration; ubiquinone biosynthetic process. The record is from RefSeq and is a predicted model, not a curated record. The coding region runs from base 241 to 1020 and encodes 259 amino acids. Lineage: Eukaryota; Viridiplantae; Streptophyta; Magnoliopsida; Zingiberales; Zingiberaceae. Gene Ontology annotation, molecular function: ubiquinone binding.